CCGUCGGUUGCGGAGCUCCGUGAUGUGUCGGUCGGGGAUGCGAGCUUCGCGUCUCAUCGGCCUUGUUCCUCGGCCAAAUUGACGCCAGUGAAGCUGCGAAGCAAAACCGACGAAGCACCACGCUCGUCGUGCUCUGGACGUCGUUCCAGGGGCACGCCGCGACGCGACGGACUUUUUGAACGAUCAAGCUGGACUAACACCUAGGAAGCCCUGGCUUCUCCGCUACACCAGGAGAGUCAGGCCCCCGCAAUGGCGCCGACGACGAUUGAGACGGUCACGGUCGUCAGGCCGCUGAAGGUGUUCGCCUUCAUCUGCGGCCUGAUCGUGAUCCUGCUGAUGAUCCUGUGCCUGGCCUCGUCCAACUGGCUCAUCGCGCACAAGUUCCGCCAGGGUCUCUGGGAGCAGUGCGUGGAGGAGGACGCGCCGCUCCCGCUGCCCUUCGGCCUGAACGUCAAGCCCGGCUGCUACGUGGCGCGCACCGUCGCCUACAUCCAGGCGGCCGCCGCCCUCUGCGUCAUCACGCUCCUGUGCGACAUCGCCGCCACCGUCAUGACCGGCUGCGGCCUGUGCAGCAAGAACCCCGUGCGCAAGUACCUCAUGUACAGGCUCGCCUUCUACGUCAUGGUCUGCGCACUGCUGUGUAUCCUGAUCGCGCUGGUGAUCUAUCCGGCAUGCUUCGCGGCUGAGAUUGAGGAGAGCAACCGGCAGCUGUGGGAGUUCGGCUGGGCAUAUGGCGUGGGCUGGGGCGCGGCCAUCUUCCUGUUUGGCGCCAUCCUGCUCCUGCUGUGCGACAAGGAGACCGAGGAGAUCUACUACCGCGAGCGCGCACUGCCGCACGAUGGGGCGGCGGACUCCAAGGCGUAGCCUCCGGGCGUCCGCCUGGGCAAUGGACGCGCCGUCGCCGCCUGAAUUUAACCACAGCGCGAGCGUGCCGAGGAAACGCCCAGGCGAUCGUCGCCCGCAGUGCUCCACCUCAAGUCUGCCUCCUACUGACGAUGAUGCACCCCCAUUGCCUCUGCCCCCUCUGCUCCGCUUAUGGAGCUUUGAAUGUGCAGGGAAGAGAGGACGACAACUGGUUCUUUGCUGAGCGGACAUUUGCAUUUCGCUUGGCCUGUAUUAUACAUGUCUUUCUGCACCUCCGGACCACAGCUGCUCAUUCACAAAGCGCACAUAGUGUGGAUUUCAGAAAACGGCCUUAGGUUCCUAAGUGUCAGUAAGAAAAGUAUUUGCCAUGUGGCUCCAUGAGCUCUGCCCGCACUUUCCAAGAGCUUCUCCACCAUGUGGAACGAGAGUGCUCCUUCAUAUCAGAUACAGUGCCUUUAGGGCUUCUUAAGGACUCUCAAUUCAGAACUGAGGACAUUGUGCACAGCUUGGGGACUGUUGUUUGCAGAAAGUGCAGAGUGUUUGCACCUCCUGCAAAAGUACAGGCACAUAUUAACCUCUAGCCAUUUGAACUGUAUCGAUUAUUUCACCAAAUCACUUUUUGGCAGGUAAAUGUAAACACAUUUAGCACGUCAUCAGCAUCGUUAAAAAAUGUUGGGCAGCAACUACCUUGCUGUAGUUCUGCUGCGUAAAAAAGAUUGCAGCAAUCAUGAAUAUGGAACAUAUUGUAGACAACUUGAAUUUGAGUGAAUUUUGAGGCGUGCAGUGUACAGAUUCAGCAAUUCCUGGGCACCUGCAAGACCUCAGGAACAUCUGCACUUGAUUGCCUCUAGCAUAUUUCAUUUUUUUUUCACAACUCUGGUUUGACGAUGCAUAAAAUCAGCAUCUGCAAUGAGUAGAACCUAGGCUAGGCCGAACGUUAUCACCCAAUUCUUGUGAGUGAAACUGCACUGUGUGCGUUUUGAUCGAGUAGCCGUGGCUAGAUGGUCUGAGUGAAAAAAGCCUUGCAAUUGCCUGGCCACAUUGCCACCUGGUGAUACCAUCGUGAAGAGUGAAUUGAGCUGCUCCAGCCUGCGAGACAUUUGCUUGCUACUGCAAAGUUGUCCGGCAGCGCCAGCCGGCUGCUGCCGCUGCCUUCUUUGUGUGUGUUCGUGUGCAUGAUAUCAUUCCUCUUCCACUCCAAGCCUGCCAUCAUCAGCUGUGUCGGGGUGGAUGACUGGAUGUGGAAGUUGUUUUCUUUUUUUUUUUUUUUUUUUCGGAAGGGCAACACUGUGCUGGAUACAACCGCACCACCUCAACAUCUGCCAGCAAAGCCAAAGGAAAGGAAGCUGUUGCCGUGAUUGCUUCAUCAGAUCUACUGCCACACCCCCACCACUGCCUAUUCAUCCGGGCAGUACAGGCUGGUUGAUGAUGGUUCCGUGGACUUCAAACCAUCAUGGCACUGUAAUGCAUCAUAAUUGUGCACCGCGGCUGCAAGUGCAUGUCUGCUGUGACCCUGCACGACUCCAGGAAAAGUGCAAGACCAGCUUCCACAAGAAAGAUCAUGUAGACGAUGCGGUGGCAGAUUACUCGCAGUCGCAGUGCUCAGUGUGGUGCGGUUGUCCUGUCGUGUCUCUAGAUAAUGAAGGUGGCCGCAUUCUAGCAGUUUAGUUGAGUGAAUGUUACCGUUGUCGCUUUGGACGUGUGCGUGGAACGUGGCACAAAGGUGGAAGAAGUGGAAGCCUUGACACGCUACUGGCUUCAUGCGAGAGUGCAAGUUGUACAAUUUGUUGGAUGUGCCGCACUGUAUGCAAAGUGUGAGAGAUGAUAGACGAUGCCUUCAAACGCUGGUUUAUGGCGCAUACACGGCCUGUAGGCUAAAUCAGCACUCCUGUUUCACCCUCUGCGGAUUAACCAAACUCGGGUAGACUUCCGGGCAUGCAUUCUCGGCUGUCUUGUUUCUUUAUAUAGAUAAUCAACCUUGACCAAAAACCUACUGGCUGUAAAUGAAUGAGGAGAUUGCAAAUUUAAGAACACCGUGCAUUUUUUUUCUUAUAUUCACGAGCUAUGGCAGGCCUUGCAUUGCUUGACAUUGACCGUUCAGCUCGUGCAAGUUGCGUGUGUCUGGCUGGUGGAUUCUGCUGCGCUAAUUGUUACUUUUGAGACUUUACAAAUGAAUUGGGGAUUCUACUGGUUAUGCACGGUUAAAACAAAUCAAGAUAGAACCUUGUCUUGCUGGAACGGUCUUGCUGAUCUCUUCUGGUCCAGGUCUUGUUUCUUCCGCAGUGGUCGUGUCACUUCUAAACCAGUUGUACAUAGUAACAGAGAGGUGUUCUAUUCAUUAUUCUCAGUUCUUGUUAGACUGUUUGGUUAGCCUCGUGCUCCCCCUAAACCCCAUCCCAGCAGCAAAGGUGUAGGCAGCUGUAAUGAAUUUGAACACUCUAUAAGGUACCUCCCUGCUUUAUUUCUUUGUUCCAGAGAUUAUGAACUUUGUUUUAUUGUUCUUGCUUUAUACCAGCAGCUCCGGACCCACAGGUGCUGCCCUUCGGAACUGAGAUCUUGCCAGUGAAACUUGAUUACUGACAAGAGUUGCAAGGGGCAAGGCUGUGACGCAAUUUCUGCGCACGAGCUUACAACGGGCUUUCUUUUUGUUGAUCAGUUGAGUGCACAUAAAUAUGUAGUAUACUUCUGUGUCUGGUUACCUUCAUGGCAGCUGCAAUGAGAUAUUGCCUGGUUUUCGAAAGCAUGUAUGCUUACUCUGUGUAUAAUGGAUACUACUGUGUAAUUCAGUCUUCCCAUAUUUUUUUUUUCAUCUUUCUCAUCUUCUUAUGGCUGUUUUUUUUUAUUUGGGGCGGUAGGCAAUCGGUGGAUAAGUUCCUUGAAUUUUUUAGGUGCAAUUGUAAUGUUUCAUUUAAUUGUGCAUGAAUUAAACUGUGCAAAACCAUAUUAAUUUAUACUGUUUAACGUGAUGAAACUCCGUCUUUGGGUUUUUAUGCUGUUUUAGACUACUGUCGAGAAACUCGUUUUGAAAAUGCGCAGUAACAGACCCAGAUUCUUUAACAGAGAAAAUACUGUCUUUGAUGUUUAAUCCUCAUGCAUCAUUGGGCAGCUUGUAAGGCAGUUUAUUUUUCUUCUUGCUUUUAGACACCUUAAUUAAUCAGGCUUGUACAUCCUGCAUCAACAUCUGCUCCUUACAGUUUACCAUGAAUUGCAUUUUUAUUUUGUAAUUGUUUCUGGGUCCUUGCAAUUGUUGUUUGAUAUUCUGCCCUUGAUUAUAUUGAUGUCCCUGAUCAGUGACUGGGAAUAUCUAAGGUGUUUACCAGAAUGUUAACAGCUUCCUGUGCAGUGAUAUGAUGGUUGGCAUUUCACUAGUGGGUGUUUUCUUGAAACAGAACCUAUGCAGAGCAGAUGGCAGCCUCUUUUCUUUUUCCAUUUCCAACAUCCACGAAGAAAGCUUGUGUGAACCAACCUGAACAGCACAGUGUGUGAACAGCGUUCAGUCAUAUAUCUGUCAUAUUUUCUAGGAGAGGCUGUGCAAGACAUUUGUCCCCAAGAUUUCUUCUUGUUCUAAGUUCUGUUGAAACGCUGUAAGCUUGGUUCUCACUUGGCAAGUUAAGUAAAGCCUCUCGACAAAACUGUCAUGCUACUCCUUACUUGACCUGAAAUGUGAGCACAUUCCAGGUUCCAGCGCGUUUCACUUCUUUUUGAUUGAUGUGUUCCAAAACGCUCGCAACUGAUUUGAUAUAAAAAGGGGAAAUAAGCCAAGGGUGACUUUUAAUGGAAAUGCAUACACUUAUUGAACUACUUGAAACUACAAGAUUUCAUCUCUUGGAAAAAUCGGCACCGUUUGUGUGCGAGAUAAAUUCAAACUGUUUGUCACUGCGUGCUCACUUGUCACAUCUGUGUCCGUGGGAGUUCCUUUCUGACACAUGGUUCUGUGGGGUGUGUGUGUGUGUGUGUGCGUGAGGGUUUUGCAGAUACGGAUUGUCGGUUGCCGUGGGCGAGGCAUAAGAAUGAAAUGUCAUCGUGCAAGGGAAGGCAUCGAGCAUGGUAGAGUUUCUGGAAUGCACGCGUCGCGGAAAGGUAUUUCUCUGCUGACGCUUCCUCCAAGUUCCUCUCUACUAGAGUCCAUUACCCUCUUCAUACUCCGACAUCCAAACAUACCUCCUCUCCUGUUGUUAUCUAAUUGUUUUUUAAAGCCACUUCUCAAAUCUGUCUAAACUUGACUAUGUGAUGAGCAAGCCUUCAUGAGAGGAAGCUCACUUCUUGAUGUUUUUUGUUUGAGAAAGAACACAACCUUGGUAUAGCAUGUAGUAGUAGUAAAGACAAAGGUUUUUAAAAGGCAAGGUGGCUCAGUGCUAUAUUCUGCCAGCCUUUGUCUUGGUCAUAUUGUUUAUUUAUCGUGGUCAUCUAGCUAAAGGGCACAAUUUGUACCUGGCUCAUUUUGUAUGCCUCAGUUACAUGUUUAGCCAAUUGCAGGCACAACAGCUCUAUAAUGUCAUUGAAGCAGGCACUUUGGCUAGUUGAUCUUUCAUUAUUCAACACAAAAGGGCAGCAAGGCAUGAACCCAAGGAAAGGACCACCGCGCUUCGACAUUAGGGGAGAACGUGCGACAAAGUAGGUGUUUAAUUUGUUCAAAUUGAUUGUGUGCCUACGAAGGUUAGGAUUAAGGGGCAGUUUUGCUGUGGACAUCCUGUCUCGUUUGAUGUGGACACGUGAACUAUCCUGCAGCUCUGAAGCCCAGUGUUGCCUAGCUUCAGUGAUUUAAUGAGAAUUGGCAUAUUCCAGCACGAAGUAGUCGGCAAAGGCGUUCCACUUGAGUAGCAUCAAGAAAGUGUAGGAACUUCUUUUGAAUGGUAAUGGCCUUUGCAUCUUGUGACUCUUUCCCCUCUGCUCUCAUCUUGUAGUUCUUUUGUUUUUUUUUUGUCCAGCUGAGUGCUCCCUCGUAUGUUUGGCUGAGGGAAUCGCCACGGACAGAGGACCUAUUCUCUGGCAGCUAGUCUAUUCCAUUAUUAUUUUACCGUCCUUUCAUACAUUGUGACUUGAGUACUCGCAUUCGAUAUUGCAGACAUUGUGCUCAACCUCCGAUUGCUGGAAGCCAGGCUUAAGACAAACCAACAUGGCGCACCCUUAGCUGACAAAGAACUUGAGGAUAGUGUUGGUCCCAUUUCUGUUUCUUUCGUCACCCUCUACGCUCGCAGAUGCAGAUUGUCAGUGUAUUACUACUUGGUUAGAGUCGGAAGCACAGGAAAGUUGUGCAGAGUGUGUUGCCGAGUAGGGUUUAUCAUCUCGUGCCAAGCUUGAGAUUUGUGUAAAAUCAAGGAUACCCCCAAAAAGGGUAAUCGAAGUGGUUAGUGUGUUGAUGCUGUAAGAAAGUAUGGCGUGUAUUUAUUAUGCAGUAAGCCUGUCUUGCGUGUAGAUGCACCACAGCAGCUGCGCUGAUGGGUUCAUACAGUGUCCCGUAUGCUUUUGAAAAAAAUUUGCUCUGUUAUGUAUGUUCUUGUAUGUACAAAACAGGUGAGUGUGGCCGGGUUAUUUUGUGCCUCAUGAAUGUGUAUGCAAUCAAAAUUUUUAAUGGAACAUGACACUGUUCGAAAAUUUAAUGUUAUAGAUAAGGUGUCGCUGUUUUGUAGUGGCGCAAAUUGUUGGCAGAGGCCGACGACUGUUUUUUUUUUUGUUGUUCUUCAUAUGUUUUGUGAGAAAAUUAACUAAUUUCUUGCUUACUUUUGUCUGCAAAUAUGUUGGAUGUAAAAUUUUGGGCUGCUGAAUCAUUGAUUGACGUUCGCAUGGCAGUUGUCAGUCCUUGCAUUUAAUUAUAUAACUCUGUUAUUGCUUUCUCGAGGGUCCGAGCCUUUUUAUUUUUGGCAUGACAUAAGAGGUGAAGGAGGAGGGAGGAAGCUCCCGAGUCACUGUCCUAGAAAUGUGAAUGUUGAAACCACUGCCAAACUGUGUCCCUUCAACGUGUACGGACACAGUCUGUUAUGGAGUUUUGGCGCGAGUCGUACUAUGUCUACAUCCUUUUCUUUGCAUUCUCCAUGAACACAUGUAUCUUUCGUUGUUUUUUUGUGAAUGGGUGUGCGUAUGUUGAACCCCAUAGGUUCGGUUGCAUGGUUUUCACAAAUCUGCAUCCGUGAACACUUUGCACCGUGUAUGUGUGCUGUGCAUUUUGCAUUCUGCUGUUCCGUAGGUGCUGCGGCAUGGUUGCCAGCAUAUUUCUGUCGUGUGAAUGUGGCGCUUACGCUGACGUCUGCACGUGACUUUUAUUAAGCGUGUGCGACCGUUGACGAGUGGAAGUGCUCAUUCUAGCGUUUCACCCUUAGGUGAGCGAUGUGCAAAGCGAACUUAAAUUGGAAAAUUGGAAAACGUUAUUUGUAGAUAGAGCUGGCGUGUGCUUUUUCUCUUCUUUCUUUAUGUUAUAGCGUCAUGUACACUGCGUGUUGUUACGCUUAUUUAUACAGUCAAGUCAGUAAGUGGGUUUUCACGGAGUUGCAUCUCAACCUUCUCAGACUUUGAUUCCUUGCUCCAGUGCUUUUUGUGUGCGUUUAUUUUAUUAGGUCAAGCAAAAUUUUCUGCUCACUUAACUGUUGCUCUUGACUAAAGUAAUAAACAAUUCACUGGAGUACAAUGGAUCACUUGCAAGAAAGUUUAACAUUUGUAAUAGUCAGAUCAUGUGGUUAGGUCUACCCAGUCAUUAAAGUGACUGUAGCAGAGCGCAUGAAGUUUUAUGUGCAUUGGUACUUUGCCAGACAAUCAAUGCACUAAAAUAGGUAGAAACACAAGAAGAGGACUGAAAUUAAAUGGUGUGGUUGUGUUAUGUCUGCCGAGUUCACUGUUGCCAUUCUUAUGGGACGUGCUGUUUUCAUUGCAUCUCUAUAUAUGUGCACAACUCUUCUUUUCCUUUCAAGACAAGAGCUUUAAAUGGCAUUUAAUUUUCCGCACUUGUGCAGUUUAUAGGCUUCCUUAUACUGCGUAUUUCAGUCAUGUUAUUUAGCACUGAAGGAAGAUAACUGGACAGAUCGUUAUUAUUUUGCUUUAUUCUGACUUGUUUUUACAUAUUCUUCAGAGUGCACUCAUUAGUACCAUGCAGUACAGUGGAAAUCUGUUGAUAAACAAAACGGAAAAAGACAAGAAAAGUAGUUAAAAUGCUAAUUUAUGCUGGGAAAUGUGAUCCAAGCACAUGAUCCAAACACUGUAUCUGCAAAGUUCUCUACCAUGAUUGUACAUAAACCAGGAAAGUCCUACGAUUCGGAGAAAUGUCGAGGGAAGUUGACAGUGUUUGCCACACCGUACGUGCAUGCAUCCCUUCGUGCACUGCCAUAUUCAUAACUCUCGCCUCGCUCGUCUCUGCACCGUAGUUGAGGUUACCUACCACGUUUUCUGCACCAGUUUUCAUUCCCCUGAUGCUUGGCAAUAGAAUCGUACAUCAAUGUCAUUGACGUGACCCGCCUCGGCUUUGGUCAGCUGCGUUGCACUACUUUGUAUGGGAAUUGCAAAAAGCCAUCUGACGAGGUCACCACGAAACUAGCCCAUUAAGUGUUUUUCCUUUUCUUUUUUUAUUUAGGUUUAUAGAGCCUUGCAUAUUCACACAGUGACAGUUGUCAGAAGUUGCGGGGGAGGGUAGCAGAUUUACUAUUUAGCACAGUUUACCGUCUGUGACAAGUCAUGAAUGCAGGAGACACUCCUCCCAUUAAAGACACCUUCGUCUGCUGUCUUAAGCAGAUUUACUAUUUAGCACAGUUUACAGACUGUGACAUGUCAUGAAUGCAGGAGACACUCCUCCCAUUAAAGACACCUUCAUCUGCUGUCUUAACUAUGAACCUGCUUCUGUGGUUCAGCAACUGUGGCUAAGUCUGUUGCCCUCAGGUGUAACAGGGACUUCUUUGCCUUCAGUACUGUUGACGUCAACAUUGAGAUGUGGUCAUUUGAGAAAGUGGUCUGUCAUUGCCAUAUGCCGUCACAGUCAAGAGCAUCAUCUCUCUACACUACAACAGAAAAAUGCAUGCUAGUGCAUGUCACCGAGAAGGCAAAAAUGUCACCUAGAAGGCAAAAAAAAACCUAAGCACCAAGUACAUGACAAAAGGAAUGCGUGUGACGGCUACUUGUGAGUCUCGGAAAGUGGCAAAUCCUUUCUCAUCAGCGUGCAGCAAAAGGAAAUGGUCGGUGUAUUGAUGAGGAAACUUAAUUUGCUGGUCAAGCAACAAAUCUCUCGCAAAGAUUAGCUUAUAUGACGCUCAGACAUGCUGCAAGAGGGUGAAUGAAUUAGGGCAAUUGUCUGGUGAGCCGUUAACAGUUCUCUUUGAAGGGUAUUCAACACUGCAUUCUUGACCGGUCACUGGCCAUAUGGGAUGCUAGCAAGAAGGCACAUUCAGUUUUGCUGCAUGCUUAUGCCUACUAAGGAACACAUCUGCAUGUUGUGUAUGGGCUGACAUGAUACUGGCAUGUCAUUUGUUCUGCCUAAAAAAAAAAAAUUUCCGCAAGCUUCUUGUGUGCAACAUCAAAGGACUGCGGCAGCUGCCAUUCUUAAAUAUAUUUUUAAUUUUUCCCAUCCAUAGUUAAAAUCAUGUAUGAACUCUGUAGAAUAACCUUCUGAGGGUGUCUUUGUGUGAGUUGCAGCCAUUUCAAGUGUUAGUGUAGGUUGGUCCUAUUUUUACUUUUUUCCUUCCGUCCGAGUACUUAGAUGCCCUGCCUUAAUUAUAGGAGGGGAUCCUGUAUUGUAAAAAGAAAGAAAGAUAUAGGUUUUGGUUAAAAACCUCAUUUCUUUUUCUUUGUAAAUAAGAAUCCAAACACUUGCCAGUUGCUUUUACUUGUGGUGAGUGAAGGCACGGUACGAUGGCGUAGCAUGCUGCUAGGCUACCCUUGUGAUGAUGUAGGGUUGUGCAUUUUAGUAUCCUCGUUCUGUUUUUUUUUUUUGCAUGUUUAACUUUCGCUUUUAAUGCUGCUGUGCAGCAUAGCUGUAAUAGGUGGGCAGUCAGUUUCUAAUUCAAGUUGCCACAGCGGCUGACAAAUAAAUUUGCCUGCAUUUUUUUCAUUUUACCAGCUAUAGGAUUGACUUUUGAAGCUUAGAAAGAAGAAACAAAGAAGUGUGUUUGUAAAUAUAUAUAGCUGGGCAACAUUCAAGGAGAACAGCUCUAGUUGUGUUUCAGUACGAUUUAGUUUCAAAACUGCAUGCCACAGCUGUAUCUCAGUAUAGGAAUUUCUCGUUUUUUUUUCCCAAACUAAACUGGAAUCUUGCCUGCUCUGUAAAACUGCCCAAAUGUUGCAUCAUGCAGGCAGGCUAGUAUAGAUGGCUAUCCUGGCUGAACUGCAUCCAUGUUUGUGCUCGAAUUUCGCUACAAAGGUAGCAUUUGGCAGUGCGCUUUUGUUUAAGGCUGCAUUUUGCUGCAGUGCUUGCCUCGUUUCAUCGGGAAGGAAUCCCAAUAUUUCUGUCGUCCUGCUACAAUGCUGAACAAAAAAAUUUCUCUUUUUUUUUUUCAUUGAAGAGAAUACUAGUAGCAUUCUGUCACUAAAACUUUGGCAGUGCUCCGCACACUGUCAUCUCUGCAAUUGGUGUAUCGCCUUCUUGGGACAGAUGGUGCUGCCAUCUUUACCAAUCCAAAAAACUGUUUUCUGGUCUGCCAUGCCGUGACCUUUGUGUACGCCCAUUUAGUUACGAAUGAAACGGGCACAUACGGCUCUCUAGCAUUACAAUAAACAAAAUGUUCCAAAUACCACUGUGUGUCAAAUUUGGGUACAAAUGAGCAAAGCAGUGGUCAAACUUAAAACAUUGUCACUGCCUGUCUGCCUGAGCGAUGCAGCAUUCAGUAUUUGCAAGUGCAGUAUGUUUGUACAGGCUCUAAAGAAAGGUAAGAAUACAUCCUGAAGAUUUUCUGUUGAAAGGUCAGCAUUGCAGUUAAAAAAUUGCCAAGUUCGUGUGCUGCAAUGUCUCUGCUCUGAAAGAGUGCUGUCUGAACAAAAUCUCGGGAAGCAGACAUGGAAUUUCCCUGUGGUAGACAUUUCACCCACACACUCUCAUCUGUGGCUUUCAUGUGUGAAAGUUGCUUUUCGGUGUAAUUGGUGAAAGGCGAAAAUUGCAAAAAAAAAAUGAAAGCAAAGUAUUCAGCCUGUGCAAAGAGGCUUGCAUAUAUAUGUACGUUCAUCUCUCCGAGUGUUUAUAGAACUUUUUGACGUGCUUUGGCGCCAAUGGCAAAAAUGUUACUGCCGAUACUUUCGUGUGCGAGCCGUUUGUAGGCACAACUCUUGUGUGUGCAAGAGUUUGCAAAUAUUUUCAUUGCAUUUGCAGUAGAGCUUGUUUACUACCAUCUCUCUUUAAUAUUCUUGCCCGAAGGUUAUUAUUGUCAACAAUCUUCUACAGUAGCCUCAGUUGGCAGACCCCCUCUGAUGUCCUUAUUUUGCUUUAGUUGCUGAACUCGGUUCAGUAGUGCAACUCUUUCAAUGCGGUUUGUUUUUUGGAGAGAUCAAAUAAAAGUUACAUUUUCAACUGUUA
Messenger RNA from Dermacentor andersoni, 11344 nucleotides. Its product is annotated as transmembrane protein 47. Lineage: Eukaryota; Metazoa; Arthropoda; Arachnida; Ixodida; Ixodidae. Gene Ontology annotation, cellular component: membrane; cell-cell junction. The record is from RefSeq and is a predicted model, not a curated record. Gene Ontology annotation, biological process: cell-cell adhesion.